Messenger RNA from Aureobasidium subglaciale EXF-2481, 770 nucleotides. RefSeq lists its product as uncharacterized. Lineage: Eukaryota; Fungi; Ascomycota; Dothideomycetes; Dothideales; Saccotheciaceae. The record is from RefSeq and is a predicted model, not a curated record. The transcript has a single exon. The coding region runs from base 11 to 694 and encodes 227 amino acids.
AACCAAGUCGAUGAAAGUCAAUGUCGAAAGUGUGCGCAACUUGCUUCUUGCUCUUCGCCAGUCAAACCCUGGCGUCCGCGUCGUGUACUCUAGUUCUCAGGCAGUCUACGGCCAGCCGCUACCCAAAGUCAUCACCGAUACCACAAUGCCUACCCCCGAGGGUACUUACGGCGCCCACAAGUUCGCUUCAGAAGUCGUCAUCAACGACAUGAACCGUAAGGGCUACAUCGACGCCUUCAGUGUCCGCUUCCCCACCGUCAUCGUUCGACCUGGUGCUCCCAGUAACGCAGCUCCUUCAUUCUUGUCGGGCAUGUUCCGUGAGCCCAUGAAGGGCGAAGAAUGCGUCAUCCCGCUCAAGGAUCGCUCAUAUCGCACGUAUGUCUGCUCGCCCAGCAGCACAAUCGAGAAUCUCGUCCGCGUUCUAAACCUGCCUGGCGAUGCACUUCCGCCGCAUCAGAGACAUAUCAUGUUCCCUGGUGUAUCAACCACUAUUCAGGAGAUGAUGGAUGCUUUGGCCAAGUUCGGCGGCGAGGACAAGCUCAAGCUGUUGAGGGAGGAGACAAAUCCUGGAUUUGAGAGAAUCCUUCGAAGCUGGCCCGAGGACUUUGACCCAAGCACACCUGACAGACUUGGUCUGCUGCGAGACAACAAGGUCGAGGACUUGGUCAAGGAAUAUAUCGACAAGUAUUGUUAAGCGCAGGGCAUUAGACAGCAGGAUAUAGCAUAAUUACCAAUGACGAGUGUUUGCCUUUCAUUUACCACAUCUCUUC